GUGUUACACGUGAAAUAUACUCCUCCCUUCUCCGGUCUCCGAUCCACCACAGCUAUUGCUAUUCUCCCACAAUCAAACAACCGAAAAAUCAGAUCCGUCGACCGGUUCUCCGUCUUGUCUCAAAUUCGACCCUAAAUUGGUUCAGAGAUUUCUUACGUGAACGAAUUUGUGGUUCAGUAGUUGUUAUUUCCACAGCAGAUUAGUAGGAAGAUGAGAGAAGUUGCGGUGGCAGCGGUGACGGUCUUGCUUGUUGCGCUUCAGUUUCCAACGGGGCUUACCCUUCCAUCGACCGUCCCUGCGUUUCUCUGGUCGCCCCAUGAAGAUGGAUUUUCAAGCAAUGGAUUGAAGGGAGCAGUAAAUUAUCAAACUCUCUCUGCAAAGGAUUUGGCCAAGUCUGUUCUGUCUGAAGGGGGCUGGUUAAACAUACUGUGUUCGGGAAAGGAAGCUCAACAACAUUCUGUAGAUGUGGCUCUUCUUUUUGUUGGGAGAGAGUUACAAUUGUCGGAGAGUUGUGGUACCAAACGUGUAGACUCAUCAGCUGUGGACUUUCUCAAGGUAUCUUUCACAAGUGCCAAUUUUUCCUUGGCAUUCCCCUACAUUGCUGCUUCAGAAGAGAAAGAGGCGCUGGAAAGUUCAUUGAUUACAGAGUUUGCAGAAACUUGUGGGCAUAACUUAGCGGCUGAAGUUGCUUUCAUGGAGUCCUGUUCAUUGGAUGGUGGAAAUUAUGAAAAACUUUCAGACCUUAAAACAUUCCAGGACUAUUUGGUUUCGAGGAUGGAAAAGAGACAGAAGGGGCAAGCAGAUUUGGCUGUAUUCUGCCAGCGAAGCUCACUUUCUGAAAGUCAGAUUCUCUCUGAGCUUAUCAGUUCUAUGGAGCUGUCUGGGGCAAGGUACACGGUUCUCUAUGUUUCUGAUCCUUUGAGGCCAGUGCAAUAUCCUUCUUAUCGGGAGGUGGAAAGGUUUCUUGCAGAAAGUGCCUCAGGAAAUGGAUCACUCAAUUCCACUGCUUGUGAUGGAGUUUGCCUCGUAAAAUCAUCCCUUUUGGAGGGAAUCUUAGUGGGGAUUGUUCUGCUUAUAAUUUUGAUAUCUGGUCUUUGCUGUAUGGCGGGUAUUGACACUCCGACUAGGUUUGAAACUCCCCAGGAUUCUUGAUCAGUCGUUUGCGGAAGAUAUACUUGAAUUGUGUUACUGGGGAUACAAGUCACAUGUGAUGUAAUUUUUAUUAGCCAGAUGAAACCUUCUGAUGUCAUGGAAGGUUUCACUUGAUGGAUUGUGCUGUUCAAUGGUACCGUGGUCUCAUAAAUAAGUUGUUUCGAAUCUAUUUUUGUGUAAUUCGUAAGUAGAUAUCAUAUCUUGUUCUCCUCAGAAGGAACAUAAACCUGUUUUAAUCAGUUAUGUGAUUGUCCUCAUUGCAA
Messenger RNA from Rhododendron vialii, 1415 nucleotides. RefSeq lists its product as uncharacterized. NCBI's taxonomy places the organism in Eukaryota, Viridiplantae, Streptophyta, Magnoliopsida, Ericales, Ericaceae. The record is from RefSeq and is a predicted model, not a curated record. The transcript has 9 exons. Bases 211 to 1152 code for a protein of 313 amino acids.